Molecule: messenger RNA, 546 nt
Organism: Diceros bicornis minor
Lineage: Eukaryota; Metazoa; Chordata; Mammalia; Perissodactyla; Rhinocerotidae
Gene: AGR3
Product: anterior gradient 3, protein disulphide isomerase family member
Exons: 7
Coding region: 1-546 (181 amino acids)
Cellular component (GO): endoplasmic reticulum
Molecular function (GO): dystroglycan binding
Source: RefSeq, a predicted model, not a curated record
AUGUUAUACUCAGCUUUUGUCCUCUGCCUCUUACUCAUCACAGUUUCUUCCAACCUUGCCAUUGCAAUCAAAAAGGAAAAGAGACUUCCUCAGACACUCUCAAGAGGGUGGGGUGAUGACAUCACUUGGGUACAGACUUAUGAAGAAGGUUUCUUUCACAUUCAAAAAAGUAACAAGCCAUUGAUGGUUAUUCAUCACUUGGAGGAUUGUCAAUACUCCCAAGCACUAAAAAAAGUGUUUGCCCAAAAUAAAGAAAUACAAGACAUGGCCCAGAAUAAUUUCAUUAUACUGAAUCUCGUGCAUGAGACCACUGAUAAGAAUUUAUCACCUGAUGGACAAUAUGUGCCUAGAAUCACGUUUGUGGAUCCUUCUUUAACAGUCAGAACUGAUUUAACUGGAAGAUACUUUAAUAGAUUGUAUACAUACAAACCUCAGGAUUUACCAGUAUUGAUAGAAAACAUGAAGAAAGCAUUAAAACUUAUUCAAUCAGAGUUACAAGGGAUGACCUCUAAGAGGUCAAAUUUCAUGAAGAAAACCUCUGGUUAA